UUGAAGAUCCAAGAUCCAGUGGAUGGAUCUAUUCCACAUUCCACAACCGCCUCUGAAGCUUUUAAUACAAAUGCUAUAGUCUAUGACAAUUCGCCAUGGAGACCAGGGAGAGAUGUGGAACCGGAAAGAGGAGAAGAUGAAAGGAAACUUAAAAAUCUAGCAACCAGAAUUAUGUCUAAUGGAGUAGAAGUUUUGGUAAAGGACAGAAGUGCUGAGGAAAAACAGGAGCAGACCAGAUACUCGGACGUGAAAACUAUACAACCCUCAGCAGUCAGCAACAGUUUUGUAAAUAGUAAUCCUAAAAUUGAUAAGAGGAUUGACGAUGAUCAUAAUCACUUUGAUCUAAUUGAGCCGUCAGAGAUGAGUCAUACUUCAUGCUCAACAUCUUGUACGUGCAGUCAUAUACAAACAGAAAGUUUAAAAACCAAAUAUACAAAUGUUAAAUCGCAAUUAGGUCAAGCAAUGGAUAAAAAUUCAAUGAAGAGCACGAAAUAUAGCGGAACGAAAAUUGACGUACAACCUACACAUUCAUCUUUCGAUCAUACAAAGUAUCAUCCUUACGAAUAUGAAACCAGUUCCCACGGCCCACCUACUGACAAAGUUGUAGAAAAAUACACACAAGUUACUGAUUACUCCGAUGAAAACGAUAGUAAUUCAUUAGACAUGAGUGAUUUGCUUACAAAUGAACAAGCUCCAGAACCACCGAAAACUAAAAGUACAACAUUAAAACCACCAGAAAAAAACAAACCUGAUAAGCCUCAGAAAGUUAAUAAAAAUAAGCUUGUUGUAGCUGAACUAAUAAAAUUGGGUUCACUGGGAAUAAAAGGUUUAUCACAAUUAGCACCAGUUAUAGAAAAAAUGACCGGUGGAUUCAUGAGACGGCAGGAAACAAAUAAGACGACUUCUACCACAACUACAGUGAAACCGAUAAACAAAGUAGUAGGUUAUAGUGCUAAUAAGAGAGUGGAUAACGAGAUAGAAUCUAAACAUAAUAAUUUUCCAAUAUACAUUCCAGUUGAUGAAAUGGAAAUGGCGGAAUCACAGAUCGGUUAUACUAAUGUUACAUUGCAACAAAAUAUUGCAUGGGCUGCAGACCAUAAGAAUUCUAAACUAAAUCUUAUGAAAUCUAAAAUAGUGCAUGAGAGCCCUUUAGUUAAUGGAGGUAUACCUAUAAGUCCGGGGGAAAUAAUUACCACCAACUCUGAUGUAAUUGUGGGAAAGCCUGCAGUUGGAGGUCCAUUAUCUUUAGUAGGCACUGGAAUGAAGGUACAAAAUCAUGCACAGGCUCCAGACAAUGCCGUUGCACACAGUGACAUGUAUAGCAUUAAAGAGAAACCUCUUAAUGAUCAUCCUAUGGUCGGUACUAAAAUCGACGAUUCCUAUGAUUUAAGGCCACCAGAGUUACCCAAGCCUAAUACAAUGGUAAAUAAAAAUACAAUAAGACCACACGGAGCCCACUUCACUCCACCUAAUAUUCAUAUUCCUUUAAGGAACUCAGGAAAUCUAUACAAAUCUAGCGAACAUAGUGGUCCAAUAAGUUACAGUAAGGAUAAAUCACCUAAUUUAGUUUAUCAUGGACGUCCAUCUAUUGUAGAUUAUAGACCAUCUUUCACUAAUACGAUGAAAAAACCUUCUGAAAAUAAAUCAACAAAUAAAGAAAACAACGAACAAGAAAUACCUGAUAAUAAUCCUAGCUCCUCAGAAAUCGUUAGUACUCAUAUAAUGACGGAUGGACAAGGCGCAGAUUUCGACAUUAUAGGUACAAUGAAUAAACCUUUAUUAGUCGAUAUACAGCCUUCAAAAGUUGCUAAUGUACUGAUACCUCAUGGCAGUUCAACCGCAUUGGUAUUCGCGGGAUCUGCAGAGCCUCAUAAAACUGGUGAUUAUGUUGAUGAUCCCUUACCAUAUCCAGAACCUGGGUAUUUUGGAAGUUUUAGCAUAGACGCACCUCAUAUGACAAAUGUACAUAAUGUUGUUAUAAACAAAAACCAAUUUGUGUUGAAACCUAAUGGACCUGCAACAGAUAGGUAUACAAACGACGGUAAUUCUAAUUAUAAAAUUGGCAAGACUAAUGCCGAUCAAAAAUUCAACUGGAUUGAUACAAAACGCCCUAAGGACCUAACACAAAGUAGUCCCCCCCCAAAGAGCAAUCAAGUAAAUAAUGUAAAAUUUGGACCACAACUAACAAUAUACAAUCCUGAAACAUACAAUGGCAAUUAUGAUAAAGUUAAUCAAGUGAAAAAUAAUCCAAAGGAAGGCAAUGACGUCAUUGAUAAGGAAUAUGAAAAUUAUCUCGCUGUACCGCCUCCCCCACCUAAGAGACAUUUUAAUCAUGACAAUCGUUACGAUAGUAAUAAACCUUUUCUUCAACGACCAAAUACUCUUCACUCAAAACCAAUUCAAGAUCUUAAUUCUUAUGUUAAUAUUCAACACCCAAUAACGAAUCAACUUCCUCCAAAAAUAACUUCAGAGAUUUAUUUUGCAUCACAAUUGCCCAGCAGUCAACCUACUCCCACUUACAAUCUUAAAAUACCAUAUUCCAGCAACAAUCCUUCAACAGUGCCUAAGAAUAAUAAUUCUCCCAAACAGGGAGCUCCAACUUAUUCCAAGAAUCCACACACACUUACUUCUUCUAGUUUUCCUAAUAGAACUUUCAGUAGCAGUAAUAAAGAAAAUACGUAUACUAUAACCCUCAAUACAGCUACCAAUGUUGCAAGCAAGCCAGGACAUGUAUUGGGUUCAAGUAUCACAGUACCCAUUACAACUACUUCUGAUAAUGGUCAAAUAAAUGCAAAUAUUCCUAUCGGUACCAAUUUUGCUAUAAGAGUAGAAGAUGACAGAGAUAAAUAUGAGAGUGUAGCUCUUCAUGGCAAGAUACAUCCAUCACUUUUAGCUGAAGACAAAAAUUAUGGACCUAGUGGAAACAAUAACAGAUUUAAAGUUAAUUAUUCAAUACCUGGACCCAAUGUGACUCAAAUAGUAGGACAAAAAUACAACAAUGAUGAUAACAAAGUUACGAAAAAGGAGCAUGAAAAUAAAAAUGUUGCUCAUUUCACUUCACCCGUAAUAAAUAGUCACGCCAAUUUUCCAAUGACAAACGAAGAUGCAAAUUCAAAUGUUCAACGAAAGCAAAUUAUAAAUAAAGCGGAAAAAUCCCAGCCUAAUGUUCACGAAGGAUUGUCAAACCUAGUACCAAACCUUUCAACUAAUUCUCAUGGUUGGUAUUCAAGUGUUUUUAAUGAUGAUAAUGUAAAAGAUAUAAAAAUUGAAACAAGUACAAGGAAAGUUAUUCCUUUAAGUUAUGAUGUAAAUAGUGACGAUACACCAUAUUUCGGCGAAAAAAUUGCGACGGUUGGAAAACCUCCCUCAGAAUACUGGGAGAAUAAACAAACAAGCAAUAAUUUUAUAGUGGGAAAGCCUUUUUCAAAACCAAAAGUAGAUAACAACUCAAAAAAUGUUCAACCAAGCAUAAAACCGAAUUUAAUACCUGCAAUAUAUGGGGUUACGCAAACAAUAUACGAUAUACCAAUAAGAGAUGAUAAAACUGUAUCUUCAAUAACACAAACUUCCACAUCUGCUAAACCCUUUAAACAAAUAUAUGAAACAGCAGAUGAAAUAUAUGAUGGUGAAGAAGAAAUUAAUUUCAAUAGUGACAUUGAUGGUGAGGUUAGUUCGGAAUCCAUGAAAAUUCCGAUAAUCAGUACACCAAAGGAAAGGGUGAACGUGACCUAUGAUUCAACUAACUUUGCAGACACUUUAUCAAUAUCUCAAAAUAAUGGCAGUUAUUUUGUUAAUUUCAAUCCUGGAACGCAGACUGAAAAACCGUUCAGCGGUCUCAAUAAGACCUCUUUUCAUUCGAAUAAUAUUAAUCCAAUAUAUAAUACAAAUUACUAUUCACAACCAAAACCAUUUGGAAUGAACACUAUGCCUUUAGACCACCAAUUGCAACAACCGCAUUGGCAAAUUAAUCAGUUAAUGGAAAAUGCAACUAACGUUUCAUAUGAAGAUGCAGAAGAAGACAUACAUCCACCAUUCUCUGGUAACUUAAAUUCCACAAAACAAUCGUUGCAUUCUAAAGAGUCGGGUUCUAAAUAUGGAACAAUCAGAAAUUCGACAGUUAUUUUAAAUAACAGUGGAAAUAAUAAUAAAUCAAAUAUAAUCACAUCUGUUGUUCAUAUUCACGAUCAGAAACCAUUAGUGGUGCAGAAAACAACAUCUCCACAACCACAUCUCCAAAAGGAAGUUUACAAUAAAUCUAUUGAAGUAAUUGAUUUGUCACCGCCACCACUAAUAAGCUCCACCGAUUAUAAAUUGAAACCAACAAUGAAUAAUGAUGAGAUAAUGGGCAUGAGUCCUCCUACUCCACCAGCAAGAUACCCAACAAGAGUUCCCCAAACAUCAAGGCCUGUAAUUCCUAUUAGAACACCACCCCCUUACAAAAAUGUACCUCAACGAACCUUACCACCCAGACCAACAACAUCUAGACCAUUAAGAAAGCCUACUAAUAGAGAUGAAGUAUCGACGUAUCGCCCGGCAUUCGAUAUCAAUAAAGGGGCACGACCUAUGUUCAAUUAUGAUCAACCUUCGUCUCCAUUACGACCACCUCCAAGAGAAUCUCCAUCGAAAGUAGUUACUAGAGAAAACAUUCCAAAAUUAACAUCUACACUUCCUUCUGUAAGACCUGUUGUUUUCCCAACGCCUGUGUCAUCAGGUUGGUUAACUUCAUCGAAUAUUGGAUUUUCAUCGAGCUUUAAUUUUGCGCCAACAUCGGUUUACUUCCCCAGUAGUAUUUCACAGUCGGGUGUAGUUAAUAGCCCUGAUACAUUAUCAACAGAAACUCAAUCAGAAGAAACAUAUGAUUCCAGUGAAUAUGAAUCAUCUGUAGAGCCUGUUAAUAUUAGUUAUGAAAACAGUUAUGAAACUAAAAAUAAUCAUACACAUAAUUUGAAUACGACAAGUAUAACUCAAAGUACUACAGAAAAUAAUAAAUCUCUGACAUCCAGUAAUAAGCUGAAUCUUCAGACUACAAAUAUUGUUAAGUUGGAAUCAAGUGAACAAAGUCCUAGCACAGAAAAAAGCAAAAUUGUUUCUUCGGGAAUUACAAAUAGAACUCGAAAACCUUACCCAUUCAAUAGUGAUAACAAGAAACUAAAUACUAACAAGUUCAAACAUCCAUCUAAAACUAGUGUUACAAUCAGGCCAACCAAAACUUUAUAUCGUCCAGAGCUAGCACCAACAAGACAAACAUCCAUCCGAAAGAUUGUACGACCUUUGCCUUCUAAAAAUAUAGUACCAACUAAUAUUAUAGAGAGUUCUGAAUCCAUACUUGAAGAUGAUUUUAUAUUUGGUCCAACUCAAGUACUCCAAGAAACUAACGUUCGAACUAAAGUGCCAGAAAUAGUUUCUUUAAUCGAAAAAACCGUGACAUCUACUCUAACUCUAAGGGAAGAACCGUCGAAUACUCAUAUACAUUCAGUUCAUCACUCCGGUAACGAAAUAAAAAUAUCAGAUGAAGUUAUACCAACUAAAACAGAAUUUAAGACAACGAUUAUCACUUUAACAAAGACACUAUCGGAACCACCUCAGACUAUUUCCAGCUUUGGUUACUUAAACUUAACGCAUACUUUAACUGUAACACAUACUAAGACCAGUUUAGUUAGUCAGUCUGAAGGAGCUGUUACUGAAACACUGGUUCUUACGAAUACACAUACUUCUACUGUGGUAGAUGUUGUGACAGAAAUAUUCACUCAAGUUCAGCCUACCACUAUAGUUGAAACAGUAACCAAACACAUUCCAGUUCAAGUUAAAGUUGAACCGACUUCCGUAAUAAACUCAAUUCCAAACACCAAGAUUGUGGCUCUAGAUGAUAUAUCUAUGUCUUCAGAAGAAAGAGACAACUUUAUAAUCAGAGACGAUGAUGUAACUGAAAAUAUUCAAAAAAUAGAAACUGACGAAGAGAAAGACAAUGACACAUUCUUUGUAGUGAUGAAUAAAUCACAAAAUGGUGAGCUAGCACCAACAAGACAAACAUCCAUCCGAAAGAUUGCACGACCUUUGCCUUCUAAAAAUAUAGCACCAACUAAUAUUAUAGAGAGUUCUGAAUCCAUACUUGAAGAUGAUUUUAUAUUUGGUCCAACUCAAGUACUCCAAGAAACUAACGUUCAAACUAAAGUGCCAGAAAUAGUUUCUUUAAUCGAAAAAACCGUGACAUCUACUCUAACUUUAAGGGAAGAACCGUCGAAUACUCAUUUACAUUCAGCUCAUCACUCUGGUAACGAAAUAAAAAUAUCAGAUGAAAUUAUACCAACUAAAACAGAAUUUAAGACAACGAUUAUCACUUUAACAAAGACACUAUCGGAACCACCUCAGACUAUUUCCAGCUUUGGUUACUUAAACUUAACGCAUACUUUAACUGUAACACAUACUAAGACCAGUUUAGUUAGUCAGUCGGAAGGAGCUGUUACUGAAACACUGGUUCUUACUAAUACACACACUUCUACUGUGGUAGAUGUUGUGACAGAAAUAUUCACUCAAGUUCAGCCUACCACUAUAGUUGAAACAGUAACCAAACACAUUCCAGUUCAAGUUAAAGUUGAACCGACUUCCGUAAUAAACUCAAUUCCAAACACCAAGAUUGUGGCUCUAGAUGAUAUAUCUAUGUCUUCAGAAGAAAGAGACAACUUUAUAAUCAGAGACGAUGAUGUAACUGAAAAUAUUCAAAAAAUAGAAACUGACGAAGAGAAAGACAAUGACACAUUCUUUGUUGUGAUGAAUAAAUCACAAAAUGGUGAUCUAAUAUUAUUCCACAGUCGUGAUAAUUUGUCACGUAGGAAGAGCAGCGAAGUAUGUAAUGAAGCUAAGCUUAUCAGUUACUUGGAGUCGGGAACAACGAACACGCAAGAGGUGCACUAG
Molecule: messenger RNA, 6912 nt
Organism: Danaus chrysippus (African queen)
Lineage: Eukaryota; Metazoa; Arthropoda; Insecta; Lepidoptera; Nymphalidae
Source: the annotation of a GenBank genome assembly